GCGGUUAACAACCAUGAUGGCUCAGAUGAAGAUGUCCAAUCAGAUUCAUCAUCGCUCUCCUUUAUGUCUCUCUCCUCCUCUGAGAAAUCGGAGGCUAAGGCAGAUGGCGCCAUCGACGAUCUCCUUUCAGCGUCUGAGGAACGUCAUGCGGCGUUGCGAACACAUAUCGCAGACACAAUCGAUCGACUACAUGGCCACGCACUACAGAUUGACCGCGCAGGAGCCAAACACCGAAGGGAGCGGAUAGAAGUUUAUCGACAGAAAGAAAGCCCGAAAUGGGCGUAUGAAGGGUACAAGGAACUCGCAAUCCGAGCAGCUAAAGGUUACUUCCCGUCCGCAUCUGAAACAUUUCGACAGCGAAUAGGGGAAUCAUUCGCCAGGCGGAGAAUUCGCUUCGAAUACCUGGCAGAGCAUCAAAAGAAGAGAGCGGUUGAAGUGACUGUCCAUCAGUCGCAAUCCUCGCCGGCCAAGGUUCUGUCUGGAUCUAAAGACCAUGAUAGGCCAAUGCAUAUUGUCAAAAUACAGGAAGCAGACGCAGAAGCAGAUGUAUUCAGUCAGCGUCUUCCACAUGACCAGCACACCAUUUACUCAGCUACAGUGAAUACCAAACUCGACAUGCAGCCCCAGCCAAAUCGUCAAGAACGUGCAGAGAGCGUCGCCUCUGUAGCGCUGCGGCAUCCCGGAUUCCCGCCGCCUCCUAAGCUCUAUGGCGAUGGCUUUCAGUGUCCUUAUUGUAGACUCGAGUUUCGUGCUAACGAGGCAGGGAAAGAGCGCUGGAGCCAACACGUCAUUCAAGAUUUCGAGCCGUAUUUCUGCACCUUGGAGGACUGUAAAGCGCCAUUUGAUGUGCCCAAUUCUUUUGAUGGCCUGCUAGAGCACUUGCAAAGCCAUCUUCAAGAACGUUAUCACAUCGAUAUGCCAGAUGGGAAGCACGAGGAGUUUGACGAGACAGAGUUUGAACAUCAUCUUGCACAACACGGAGAAAUAUCCACUGAAAUGGAAUCUAUUAUGAAGAAAGCAAGUCGACGCAAAGGCCCAUACUUGUUUGAGAGCUGCCCUUUCUGCGGGGGCUAUCCUGAUGUUAUUGAAAAGCUCUUCUCAGACUCGGAUACUCUAGAGGCUCAAAAGGCGUUGCGAAAGCACAUUAAACAGCAUAUGCAGGACAUCGCCCUCUUCCUUCCGCCGUACCGAGAGGAUAUUUUGGACGAAGACGACGACCUCAAAAGUUUUGCUGUCACAGGCCAAAGUGCCAACGUUGAAGACUUUGAAGGUCUAGGGGAGUUUCCCGAGAUUUGUGGCCAAAAGGACUGUGACUGCAAAAGUCGAGGAAGAAGCAUCACAGAAACUUUGCCAGAUGUAUCGAUUGCAGUAACAGCGGAAGGCAUGGAAACCCAGAUGGAUCUUAUAACACCGAUACUCCUAGGUGAUACAGACCCGGAUCUCUGGAAGGAGAUGUUUCCGACUUCUGCUGCAUAUGAUAGCUCCCCUGUGCCAGAUGAGUAUUUUCUCGGAGACGAGCAUCUUCGAUCGUUCCUUGUAUCGCUUUCAUCACGAUCUCACGAUAUUCCACCAUCGAUAUCUAAAGUAGCCGAGGCUCUCAGUACAUUUAACCCGAUUGAGGAUUCACAGGCUUUCCAAGAUUGUAUGAGCUCGCUAGCCGUUCCAGAAAUAAGCAAGGAAUCCAGACGUUUCUAUCCCAUUGCAGAGAACAGAAAUUAUAUCUCUUUUUUUUUCGGAAAUUAUAGCGAUGAGCUCCAAAAUGCCCGGCGCAGUCUUUACCAGUCUCUUCUCUUUCAAAUUCUCGGACAGGCCCCCGAUGCAUUACCUGAACUUAUUAGAACCUUUGAACAGCGACGCAAACAAAGCAGAGAAACGGGCGAAUCAUGGCGCUGGGACCCGGAUGUUCUGCGACUAUUCUUCGUAAUAGCUGUUUCAAGAAUCUGCCAGUGUGACCGGAUCUGGUUGUUUAUCGACUCGUUAGAAGUAUGCAGCCAAGAUAUUAUCGCCAAUCUUACUGAAGAGCUCGAGGCUUUAAUUCCCCCGUCAUCUGACAGUUCGAAAAAGGCCCACAUUUGCCUGACCUGUCAUGGUCAAAUGCACUUGGAUCCAAACCGU
Molecule: messenger RNA, 2115 nt
Organism: Trichoderma atroviride IMI 206040
Lineage: Eukaryota; Fungi; Ascomycota; Sordariomycetes; Hypocreales; Hypocreaceae
Source: RefSeq, a predicted model, not a curated record